AUGCCCCCGCCUCUCGCCCUCCAAACGCAUGAUCACCCGCCGACCUCCUCCCGCGAGGUCGAGAGGCACUUAAGAAGACCUCACCGCCUGGUGACCACAUAUCAGACUGCAUUCCACCAUGUGAAGAAACAUGCUGGCGUAGGCAUCGUUUGUGCAGUCGCCUACUUUGACCCAGGAAAUUGGAGUGUCGAUAUGCAGGCUGGGUCCAGCUUCGGAUACAGACCUAUGCUCUUUGUCAUUCUAAUGGCAGGCCUGGGGGCUGUUGUACUCCAGACCAUGGCCGCAAAAUUGGGCUGUGUUACUGGAGCAGACUUAGCCUCUCACUGCCGGCUACUGCUCUACAACCGCCCCAAGCAUCGCCUUCUGAUCCGCUAUGGCGUAUUAUACCCACUCUAUGUCCUGUGUGAGAUAGCUAUCAUAAGCACAGACCUCGCGGAGCUCCUCGGAUCAGCUAUCGGCCUCGUCCUCCUGUUUCCCAAACUACCGUUGUGGUCAGCGGUCCUGCUCACGGCUACAGACGUCCUUGUAUUUUUAAUCAUUGGCGACCCCACUCGUGGACAUGGGCGCCCCGUCAGGAUGUUUGAAUUCUCGGUCAUCAUCCUCGUUGCUGCAGUUUUCGUGUGCUUCCUGAUUUUGCUCGCCAAAAUCGGCGCUGAUUGGCCACAUGUAUUCCUGGGCUUCGUGCCGUCCAAGAAGCUGUUCGAAAGCAAGCCUAAUGCUAUAUACACAGCGGUGGGAAUCUUGGGCGCAACGGUGAUGCCGCAUGCGAUAUUCUUAGGUUCCUUCCUCGCUACCCAAGACCGGGUUCGUCCGGAUAACAAUAGUCUGGAGUUCAUCCAAGCUCAUCUGGGACACGGCAUCGUCGACAUGGUCAUGAGCUUGUUGGGUGUUGCGGUGCCCAUUAAUUCUGCAAUUCUCGUUAUUGCCGCUACUGUCUUCUUCCAGGACGGAGAUCCCGACGACGCGCCCGCUGGCUUAUUUGAUGCCCACGACCUUAUAAGAGAUCAUAUUGGCAAGGCUGCUGCCUCUAUGUUCGCCCUUGCUCUCCUAUGUGCAGGACAGACUGCUUCCAUCACGGCCACCCUCGCUGGCCAGAUCGUCUCGGAAGGAUUCAUAGAAUGGAGAAUCUCCCCUUUCCUUCGACGACUCAUAACCCGACUCAUCGGCCUCAUACCCUCGAUGGUCGUCGCAAUCGCCGUGGGUCGCGAAGGCAUCGACACCCUCCUCAUCGCCUCGCAGGUCACCCUCUCGAUCGUGCUCCCCUUCGUCGUGCUUCCGCUUGUGUGGCUCACGUCUUCGUCGGCUGUCAUGACCGUCAAUAAGCCGACGCCUUCGCCGACUCAAGAGAAGCAUGUGGACGACAAGCAGGAAAAUAUUGCUAUAUCUGAAAUCAGACAGUCAGUUGACUAUAGCAAUGGAUUGCCGCUGAAGGGUUUAGGCUACGCCAUUUGGCUCGUGAUCGUUGUUGCCAACGCAUACGUCUUGGUAGUGUUGGUCAUGGGGAGUGGCGUAUAG
Molecule: messenger RNA, 1515 nt
Organism: Heterobasidion irregulare TC 32-1
Lineage: Eukaryota; Fungi; Basidiomycota; Agaricomycetes; Russulales; Bondarzewiaceae
Product: Mn2+ and Fe2+ transporter of the NRAMP family
Exons: 11
Coding region: 1-1515 (504 amino acids)
Biological process (GO): intracellular manganese ion homeostasis; iron ion transport
Cellular component (GO): membrane
Molecular function (GO): manganese ion transmembrane transporter activity; cadmium ion transmembrane transporter activity
Source: RefSeq, a predicted model, not a curated record